UUACUGAAGAUUUGGUUCGCAAACGUUCAGAACAUAAUGAGGGUGAAAUAUUUAGCCUAGAAGAACUAACGCUUCAUCAACAAGAUAUUGAGAGAAUUGAGUUUCUUGACAAACAUUGCAAAAAGCUCCGCAUUCUAUAUCUUCAAAAUAACCUUAUUCCAAAAAUAGAAAAUAUUAGUCGUUUAAAGGAAUUGGAAUACCUCAAUCUCGCUCUCAAUAACAUUGAGGUAAUUGAAAAUUUAGAGGGUUGUGAGUCCUUAAAAAAACUUGAAUUGACUGUAAAUUUUAUUGGCGAUCUCACAAUGGGAAAUCCUUGUACUGAGUACGCUGGCUAUAGGGAAUACGUUAUUGCAACACUACCUCAACUGAAAGUUUUAGAUGGUGAGGAAAUCGGGAAGGCCGAGCGCAUCAUUGCUUUCCAAAAUCUUUCUGCGCACUACAAAACAAUUUUGCAGUCACAAAAAGCAUAUUUUGCUAAACGAGCUCGCGACAAAAAAAUGUCCGAAGUUCGAAAACAGCAUUUUUCAAAAAAACUUGAGGAAAGUGAUGGUGACAUUGACAAGAUAGCGGAGGAAUUUUGGCAUGAGAAAAGCCCCUACACACCGGAGUCACGAAUUGAAACUUACGAAUUCAUUCAGCUGCAGAAAGAGCGCCGACCAAAAACAACAACAAUUCAGUCUGAAGUUGACUUUAAAUUGUACGAGGAGCAAAAAGAAGACGGUCAGUACUUCAUCCUGGAUCUUGCUGCAUUCAAAAACAUGGACACCAGCUUGAUCGACUGUGAUGUGCAGGCAAACUACGUUCGUGUAAUGCUGAGGAACAAGGUGUUCCAAUUGGCCUUGUCAGAAGAAGUCCAUCCAGACAAAUCCACAGUUCAGCGAUCUCGAGUGACCGGCCGACUUCUCGUCCGAAUGCCAAAAGUCAAGGUCAGAAAUACUGUCUUUAUCGGAGCACAUUCAGUGUGCUUCAAAUUUGGUGUCGGGAAUGAGAGGGAGGGAGGGAGGAUGGGUGGGCAAUCCGAGGAACAGACGGCAAAUUUUCUGGACGUUGACGACACCAAGUCCCCGGUGGACUGGCGGAACAUUACGAAUUCUGGAGAUAGCCGUCCAAGAGGAAGCCUUGGCCCCAGUCGCAAGAAACUACCUGCUGUCCGAAGUGAAAGAGAAAACAGCCCCAACUUUGUUGACGAUCCCGACUGCUUUCCAAUUAACUCGGCCCAAGGCUCACUGAGACUGACACGAGAAAAUGAGGAAGAACUCACCAGUGAAUACUCAAUCACCCAACUCAUCUCAUCACUCGAGCGAGAAAGUGCUUUCGACAGCUGCCAAGACGAUUACUUUUCCCUCAUCAACUUCCUCUUUAGCUUAUUACCUGUCCAUCCCCCCCCUCGCCACCUGGUGACUUCCCCACCUCUCGGUGUUUCCCUCAUUCCCUUCCCGCCACCACCCCACCCCUGCCCACACAUCACGAGGUGCAGAUUUCCACUGGAGAUUGACGAGGCCAACAUUCGUUUAGCUUUCCAAGCAGCUACUCUGCUUCUAGCCAGCUUGAUCAACCGUUUCGCCUCCUCAUGA
Mesocestoides corti is the source of this 1574-nucleotide messenger RNA. The record is from the annotation of a GenBank genome assembly. Lineage: Eukaryota; Metazoa; Platyhelminthes; Cestoda; Cyclophyllidea; Mesocestoididae.